CCCCCGCGCAAUCACUCCUUAGUCCACCGUCGUUGAAUCUGACCGGCAAUCUGUGGACACCUUAGUCAAUUUCACAAUGAGCCUCCUGGUCACUUUCAUCUCGGCUGCUUUUCCCCUGGCUCUUAAUCACAGCAUCACUCUGGACUAGCGGGUGGAAGGAGGGAAAUCCUGCUUUGCAUCCUGACAACUUUUGCGGCGGAGGCCUGGGGAGAUGGAUGGCGGAGACAUGCAGGCGUUAACUCCCCACGCACAUUCCAGCAUGGUGUCUGCUGGGGAAGGAUUUACUCUAGUCUCUGGCAUUUGAUUCCUCCUUCUGCUUUACUGGGAGACGAAAUCUCAAAGAAGAUGCCUUUUGUGCUGUGGGCUCUUUGCCUUGGUGUCCUGGAUACGGUCCUUUGCAGUUAUUCAGAAGACCAGUGCAGCUGGAGGGGGAGUGGCCUAUCCCAGGAAUCAGGCAGCGUGGAGCAGAUCUCUCUACACUGUGCUGAGGGCUCACUUGAGUGGCUGUACCCAGCCGGGGCUUUACGCCUCAGCCUCUCCCCCCGCCUCCCCAUGAGCACUGCAGCCAAAGGGAAGAGCCCCAGGCAGGUCACCACCUGUAUCAAGCCCUCCAGCACCUUCCGAGGAGCUCAGAUCUAUCUGGAGAGGAAUGGGAUUCUGGAGCUGCUGUUGUCUGAGACAGAUGCCUCCCUCCGCCGCAGGGUGCGCUGCUUCAGCUGGCUGCCCCAGGAGAAAGUGGCACUGUUCCUUCAGUCUACCCUGCACCAGGACAUCAGCCGUCGGAUUGCUGCCUUCCGCUAUGAGCUGCGGGGAGACUGGAACUCGCGCCUCUCACUGCCCUCCAGCAACCUCAGCAUGGAAGGGGCAUGCCGGCCAUGUAAUAACACGGAGAUCUUGAUGGCCAUUUGCACUAGUGACUUUGUCAUUCGUGGCAACAUCCGGACCGUCUCCAAUGAUGUUGAGAUGCAGGAAUCCGUCAUCAGCGUGAGUGCCAUGCGCAUUCACCGGCAGAAAUUCACUUUGUUCCAGCCUGCAGGCAAAUCCAGCAAAUCCAUGGGCAGCAUCCACACCCUGCUGCAGUGUGGAGUAAAACCAGGACCUGGCAGCUUCCUCUUCACGGGGUGGCUGCACUUUGGGGAGGCCUGGCUUACCUGUGCUCCUCGUUACAAAGACUUCCGGCGUAUCUAUGAGGAUGCGCACCAGGCUCAUGAGAACCCCUGCGAAGUCUCGCUGGACUGAAUGAUGAGGGCAGGGGCAUUCAGCCUGACCCUUGGGAAUGGGGAUCACCAGCAGCAACAACUGCGCCACCAAGGGCUCACAUCCACCAGCCUGGAGCUAGCAAGAGUUCUCCCCAUCCCAUACAGACCUGCAGUGGUCCCCAUUCCUGCUUCACUUGCUCUGUGCUGAAGAGAGUUGUAAGGCACCUUCUGUGCUAACAGGAACCUGGCCCCUGGGGAGGAGAUCCCCAGACUAAUGAUUAGGAGCGGGCACACACUGAAUAACAUAAAGGGAAUUAGACCCUCCCCUUGUGGGGAACAGAAAUACACACAGGACUGACUAAUGGACAGCAGGACUUCUAGUAAACCCUCCCUUCAAGCAGCUUGAGGGGACAAAAAAAUGCCAGUGAAAUGACAGUCUCUCCACAGUUGCUAAGUCAAUCCUUGCUAUCCCAAGAUUCAUUGCCAGGUGAGUCCCAGCGCUGAGGGACUUUCUUGCUGUACUGUGAUUGUUCAGACUAAACAUGGGAGUGGGCUGAGCGUGUGGAUCAUCAGAACUGGAAACCAAUGCAUGAGCAACUCUGCUUCUCAUUUUGCACUGAAACACACCCACCCGUCGCGGAAAAGGCUUUGGCAAAACCAGCCAAUGGCAUGGGAGCCUGUCUGUGAAAAUCCUGCCUGAAGAGAGGCCAUUCUAACUGUACCUGGUUUGACGCAUAGAAUAUGAUUCAGCAAAGUUCUUUAGCACAUGCUGUCAGUCCCGUUGACUUCAAAGGGUCUAAGGCCUAGAGCCUCAAAGGUAUUUAGGCAUCUGUGUGCUUUGUAGAAUUGGGGCCUUGUUGCCCUGACAAAGUUUGGUUCUGAAAUAGCCCUGCUCCCUCUCCUUCCCCCAGAGCUUCACCCCUCCAGGGAUGGGAGGAAGACCCAGGGAGUGGCAGCUACCAUUUUUACAUUCCAUUUAGUAUUUGUUUGGGUAGAAAUGUGAAGACACUGCUUGGGAAAGUACACAGCAUGGGAAAGUGGGGGAUAGCUGAGCUAUGGGGGAGCAGGGUUGGGGAUAUCCGCUGGAUGGGCUCUUGAAAGGACAUAAAUUAAUGGAUCACAGCUAGAAGUUUGCCUAUCCCUGGCUCUGAACUUGGCAGCCAAAAAGUUGCCCCAUAGAGUCCUCACAGGUAUCUUGUGUCUACUCUCAUUGACACUUGGGGAGUGUUCCCUGGAGGGGCCCCAGCUUUACACUACAGUAGCAGAGCAGAAUAUGGGUAUCAAUCUGUACCUGCCAGGGGAGGAGGAAGCUUACCUGCUUUGGGUUUUGGGUGCUGGGGAAGUAGUUUCUAUCUGCCAGAAAGGAAAGACAUAAGCAGCCCUAAGACUUUGAUUAAACCGUUAUGUAAAUGUAUACACAAGCUCAGUGCUGCUCUUCAAGCUCCUGCCAGCGGAGCCCUCACUCAAAGCCCCAUGCACAGACUUUGGCACCACCUCUCUCCACACAU
Dermochelys coriacea (leatherback sea turtle) is the source of this 2707-nucleotide messenger RNA. It is a transcript of the gene METRN, whose product is annotated as meteorin, glial cell differentiation regulator. Gene Ontology annotation, biological process: positive regulation of axonogenesis; glial cell differentiation. Bases 346 to 1239 code for a protein of 297 amino acids. NCBI's taxonomy places the organism in Eukaryota, Metazoa, Chordata, Testudines, Dermochelyidae. The record is from RefSeq and is a predicted model, not a curated record. The transcript is spliced from 4 exons. Gene Ontology annotation, molecular function: hormone activity.